Messenger RNA from Phaedon cochleariae (mustard beetle), 877 nucleotides. Lineage: Eukaryota; Metazoa; Arthropoda; Insecta; Coleoptera; Chrysomelidae. The record is from the annotation of a GenBank genome assembly.
UAUCAUUGCUCAUGUAAGAUGGAAGUAGAGGCCAUCCAUGGCACCAUAUCAUGAGCAUAUUUUUAUGCUGAAACUAUCAUUGGGCACCAAAGAUGUGUAUACGACGCUAUGAAAGUUCAGAGAACUGGAGAUUUUUCCCACAAACUACGUACUUAGCCCACUCGACUCAGGUCGACUCGUAUAUAUAGUAUCUGUGAAACUUGAACUAAGUAUUGAAAUCGGCAAUUCGAUAUUACAAUCAUGGACCAUUAUCUUGAAGGAAUGGCAAUUUCAAUAGGCAGUUUUCCACCAUCUAAAGGGACCUUGUUUGUACCGAAUAGGAAAGAAUCCAGGAUAGCAAGAAGGUAUCAAGAGAAUAAUUCUGCAACACGUAUCCUUCCAUCAGGUAAUAUGCUUAAAAAACCAGGAAUUGAGAGGAUGAUUCCUCGAAUACGCAGAUCCUGGAACGAUGAUGACAAUCCAGAGAAGAGAAGUGAGAACAACGGAGUUUGGUUCGGACCACGAUUGGGGCGUACCCUUUCAAAUCCAGAUGAGAUGAAUAGCCCUCCAUGGAUUGUGAUAAAUGAUAUUCCAUUGGAUUUGGACCAUAAUGAUGUUGAUGAAAAUGAAAUACCAGAACGAAUAGCAUGUAAAUAGAGACGAUGACAAGAUUUUGGUAUUUUUUAGCCCUAUACCUACUUUUAUAAAGAAUAUGAUGUUAUAAUAUAUCAGAAUAUAACACGAUAUGCAGACGCUUUCCUUCUGAUGACCUCUCAUAAAAAUUAUUCGGAGAAACAAAUUUGUCGGUACCUAUUUUUUUCAUAAAAAAAAAUAUCAGCUGAUAGAGGCCAUAUUAUCCGAAAUUCCAUGAAAUAAACGUGUCAUCGAAGCCUUAAGG